AUGGAUAGGGGAGGGGAAAACCUAGACAGGAGAAUUGAUUCAGGAGAGAAACGUCUCAAUGAGCUUGGUUACAAGCAAGAACUCAGAAGAGAAAUGUGUCUGUUGAAGACAUUCGGGAUUACAUUCUCAAGUAUGGCGGUUUUCGCAGGGACCCCUUUGUACGGUUCAAGUCUUCUUUAUGCAGGGCCUGCCCCUAUGAUAUGGGGAUGGGUGAUGGUUACAUUCUUCACCUGGUUCAUUGGGAUUGCCAUGGCUGAGAUCUGCUCUUCUUUCCCAACAGCUGGUUCACUUUACUUCUGGGCUGCUCAUUUGGCCGGCCCCAGAUUGGGUCCAUUUGCAUCUUGGUGCUGUGCUUGGCUAGAAAUAAUCGGCCUUGUUUCUGGAAUAGGUACACAGGCUUAUGCAGGGUCACAGACAUUGCAAAUCAUCAUUUGACUAUGUACUGGUACAAACCGUGGCGGAUACUUUGCUCCUCCCAGGGUAUUCUUAUGCAUGUAUAUAGGUCUAACCAUCAUAUGGGCAGUACUCAACAUCUUUGCAUUACAAGUUGUGGCCCUUCUUGACAUAAUCUCAAUAGGGUGGCAGGUAAUUGGUCUGGCUGUAGUUAUAAUGCUCCCCUGGGUGGCACCUCAUACUCAAUCUGCUUCUUAUGUGUUCACUCAUUUAAAGACAUCUCCAGAGUUGACUGGCAUCAGUAGCAUACCCUAUGCAGUGAUUCUAUCAGUACUUCUCAGUCAUUACUGUUUGUUUGGUUAUGACACUGCUGCACAUCUGACGGAGGAAACAAAGGAUGCAGACAUAACUGGCCCUAUUGCAAUUCUCUCAAGCAUAGGAGUCAUCUCAUUGUUAGGAGGGGCUUUCUACUUAGCUCUCACUUUCAGCAUUCAGGAUCUGAACUACUUAUACAACCCGACCAAUGAGACAGCUGGGGCACUUGUACCAGCACAAAUAAUCUAUGAUGCAUUUCAGGGAAGGUUCCAUCAUUCUGGAGGAGCUAUAGUUUUCCUAUUCAUCAUAUGGGGAUCCUUUUUCUCUUGUGGCCUUUCAGUCACUGCUAGUGCAGCCAGAGUAGUGUAUGCAGUAUCAAGGGAUGGAGGAAUUCCCUUUUCAUCAAUAUGGAGACAAUUGCACCCAAAAUACAAGGUGCCAAAGAAUGCAGUUUGGUUGUGUGCAGCUAUCACCAUUCUUAUGGGACUACCCCUUUUGAAGGUUAAUGUUGUCUUCACUGCCAUCUUUUCUAUAAGUACAGUUGGGUGGGUUGGAAGCUAUGCAGUGCCAAUUUUCGCAAGGCUAGUAAUGGAUGAGAAGAAUUUCAAACCUGGACCUUUUUAUUUGGGAAGAAUUAGAAGGCCAAUUUGCCUUGUGGCCUUCCUGUGGAUAUGUUAUAGCUGUUCAGUGUUUCUCUUGCCAACUUACUACCCUAACAAGUGGGAUAACUUCAACUAUGCACCCAUUGCUCUGGGUAUAGUUCUGACAUUAGUAAUGUUGUGGUGGGUAUUGGAUGCAAGGAAAUGGUUCAAAGGACCAGUCAGGAACAUCAAGCUUCAGAAUGGAAAUGCUUAACAUCCUUGCAAAUGGUCUAAUGUAUACUUUAUGUAUUUGAAGUAAAGUGUGAAA
Macadamia integrifolia is the source of this 1617-nucleotide messenger RNA. Its product is annotated as amino-acid permease BAT1 homolog. Gene Ontology annotation, molecular function: transmembrane transporter activity. Gene Ontology annotation, biological process: amino acid transport; transmembrane transport. The record is from RefSeq and is a predicted model, not a curated record. Gene Ontology annotation, cellular component: membrane. NCBI's taxonomy places the organism in Eukaryota, Viridiplantae, Streptophyta, Magnoliopsida, Proteales, Proteaceae.